This is a messenger RNA of Tachysurus fulvidraco (yellow catfish), 2786 nucleotides long. RefSeq names its product neuronal acetylcholine receptor subunit beta-2-like. Gene Ontology annotation, cellular component: postsynaptic membrane; synapse; neuron projection. Gene Ontology annotation, molecular function: acetylcholine-gated monoatomic cation-selective channel activity; transmembrane signaling receptor activity. The record is from RefSeq and is a predicted model, not a curated record. Gene Ontology annotation, biological process: chemical synaptic transmission; regulation of membrane potential; monoatomic ion transmembrane transport. The transcript has 6 exons. NCBI's taxonomy places the organism in Eukaryota, Metazoa, Chordata, Actinopteri, Siluriformes, Bagridae. Bases 454 to 1914 code for a protein of 486 amino acids.
GAUUAUCUUACAUCAUAAUGUUGUGUAUUUUUCCGUGUGUAUUCUGUUAUGCAUCAUCUCUAUGUCUGCAACCUAGUUCUAAAAAAAAGCCUAUCAUGUUUUUCAGUAUACACAGUAUGAACACAAUAUAUGAGGACUACUCAUAUACCGCAAUCUGGCAACCCUUAGCCAUUUAAGCCGGUGCGUCAGGAUGGAUCCAGUUUGCGCUUCGUGCCGGAUGUUUUUUGGGCAGCAAAAGUGAAUCCUUCUGGAUUAUCUCAGCUCUUGUGAUGGGGAUGAGGAGUAAAAUCUCUAUUCUGUCCGUUAGGGAUCUGCUUUUAGAGAAGAUUGUGAAUGGCGAAUGUUAAUCCGGCAGAAUAUAAAUCCCCGCAUGCGUUUUUAUCCCAAAAUGAUUAGAGAAACGGUGCGUGAUUAAGAGCCGACUUUAAACUGCACUUUAAUGCUGAUCUGCUCAUGGCUGCUCGGAUGGAAAAAGGACUUUGGCUGCUUUUUCUCACCACGGCGCUGUGCGCCGAGGUGGAGGAGCGAUUGAUUAAUUACCUCCUGUCUCCUGAGCGCUACAACAAGCUCAUACGACCAGCAGUCAACAAGAGCCAGCAGGUGACCAUCGCCAUCCAGGUGUCUCUAGCUCAGCUCAUCAGUGUGAAUGAAAGGGAACAGAUUAUGACCACCAACUGUUGGCUCACUCAGGUUUGGACCGAUUACAGAUUAAUGUGGAAUCCAGACGAGUACGAAGGGGUCAUGAAAGUCCGUCUCCCUUCGCAGCACAUAUGGCUGCCAGACAUCGUUCUCUACAAUAAUGCAGACGGAACUUACGAGGUGUCCUUCUACUCCAAUGCUGUCAUUUCCAGUAAUGGUGAGGUUGCUUGGUUGCCUCCAGCCAUCUAUAAAAGCGCAUGUAAGAUCGAGGUGCAAAAUUUUCCGUUCGACCAGCAAAACUGCACGCUGAAGUUCCGCUCUUGGACUUACGACCACACCGAGAUCGACCUGGUCCUGCUGUCUGACUUCGCAAGCCGUGACGACUUCAAACCCAGCGGCGAGUGGGACAUCGUGUCACUUCCCGGCCGCAAGAACGAAGACCCGGACGACAUCACUUACCUGGAUAUCACUUACGACUUCAUCAUCAAGCGCAAGCCGCUGUUCUACACCAUCAACUUGAUUGUUCCUUGCGUUCUUAUCACAUCUCUGGCCAUCUUGGUUUUCUACUUGCCUUCAGACUGUGGUGAGAAGAUAACUUUGUGUAUCUCGGUUCUCCUGGCCCUAACCGUUUUCUUGCUUCUCAUCUCCAAGAUCGUGCCCCCAACAUCUCUGGCUGUGCCACUCAUAGGCAAGUACCUGAUGUUCGCCAUGGUGCUGGUGACCUUCUCCAUUGUUACCAGCGUGUGCGUAUUAAACGUUCAUCACCGUUCUCCCAGCACACACACCAUGCCACCGUGGGUCAAGAGCUUCUUUAUGCGUCGCCUUCCAGCGCUGUUGUUCAUGCAAAGGCCCGGAUCGUCAAACAUCCCGGAGAACUUCCAGCACAAGCACCAACAUCACUCAUGCUCGAGGAACGUUCAUAAAAGAGAGCAAGACCAUCUGGUGGAUUCAACGGUGUUUGUGAACAAUGACUCCAAAAUCAUGAGCUCUAGGAAGAGAGAAAUGCAGGACAGCACAGGGGUUCGGAAACGGCUAGCGGCGAAGCAGUCGGCGGAUAUGGAAGAGGCCAUGGAAGGCGUGAGAUACGUCGCUGAUAAGAUAAAGAGCAAGGAUGAUGAUGAAGCGAUCAUCGAGGAUUGGAAGUAUGUGGCGAUGGUAAUAGACCGGCUCUUCCUCUGUAUCUUUGUGUUGGUUUGUGUUUCUGGAACCGUUGGCCUCUUCAUGCAGCCUCUAGUCAAGAGCUACAAUAUUCCCAUGGCUGACAACACAGAGUGACACACACACACACACACACACACACACACACACACACACACAUGCGAGAACCAGCCCAAGCUCACUCCCAAUUUAGAAACUGUGAACGUGAGCUAAAGUAUUCCUCUCCCUUUACCCCUGCCCUGAUGUUUACUACCUAGCACUGGACCCAGGUCAUGUGAUCCUACUGACCUCAACCAUUUGUUAAGAAACGAUAGCAAUACAGAUUCAGAGAACCUUACCUCGAUAUCUUAAUCCUUAGACGGUUUCUAUGGUAACAAAAGUACAGACUCUAAUUUGCAUGCUCUCACAAAUACUGCAGUAGAUUUUAAACCAAGAAGGAAUAAAUAAUUAAUAAAUCAUCUUAUUUACAGGAUGCGGUUGUGCAAUGCACAGAGUACUCGGGUAAAAAAAAAAAGGACUUAAAUUGUGUGGAAAUGUCUUUCAAAAUUCUAUAAAAUUGUGUUCGUUAAUAUCAUUUUAUAAAAUGUGUAAUGAAAUGUUGCCUCAAAGCAAACAAACCCCUACUGUAUAAAGCACACACACACACACACACACACACACACACACAAUAUUUAUUUAAAUAAUACUCAUUAUAUUUUAUAUUAAUAUAAAGAGCUGAUCAUUUAUAUACACACACGCAUGUACGUCACACACCUCGUCUCGUCUUGUACGUCCUGUCCUUGGUCGGAGUUUUUUUCUUACUGUUAUCGCUUGUUUAUCUAUUUUCUUUUUUUUUUUUCUAUGCGGAUCGAGUCACAUGGUUAGAAGAUGAUGCAAUGUGCUAGAAAGACGGUUAAAGUUUUAAUAUGCAAAGUUUAUCAUAAACAUCUGAUGAUUAUGUGAUAGGAAUAAAGGUUUUCAAAGAAAAAAUUGUUCUUUGGUAAACACAA